AUGUCAAAGAAAUCAAAAACAAGUGAAUCUACAAAACCACCUGCUGGUGAGGACGAGACUGGUGUGAAAGGUGAAGAACUAUGGAAACUUUCAAAGGACGAGUCUGCUCCAAAGGGUAGGAGAGGAUCAAAAUCCAAGAAAGAUGCAACAAAGCCUCCAGCAGGAGAAGAUGAGACUGGGGGAAAGGGUGAAGAGCUCUGGAAAUUGCCCAGAGGUGAGUCCGCUUCCUCAAAAGCUAGAAGAGGUUCAAGAACGUCUAAACACAAGAACGAUUCGAGUAAACCUCCAGCAGGGGAGGAUGAGACUGGUGUAGCAGGUGAAGAGUUGUGGAAAUUGCCCAGAAAAGAAGGUGCAGAAUCCGAAUCUACUAAACCACCUGCAGGAGAAGAUGAGACUGGGAAAGAGGGAGAAGAAUUAUGGAAGCUCCAUAAGGACGAAGGCGCAAAACCAAGAAGAGGUUCUAAGUCAAGUGACAAGACCAAGCCUCUUGCUGGCGAGGAUGAAACUGGUGGAGAAGGUGAAGAGCUAUGGAAAUUGCCAAAAAAGGAUGAGAAAGAGACUGAUGUUGCAGAGGAUUCGGAUCAAACAGCACAAUCGACAGAAUUGGAUAUAGGCGAUGAGAUCCCAGAUGUCACCUUGCAAAAUCAGGACGGCAAGGACGUCUCAUUGAGAGACGUUGCAAAGGAACAUAAGAUCAUUAUAAUUUUUGCUUACCCUAAGGCAAGCACGCCAGGUUGUACCCGUCAAGCCUGUGGGUACCGUGACAAUUACGACGAGUUGAAAGAGCAUGCGGCUGUCUUUGGUCUCAGUGGGGACAACGCAUCGGCUCAAAAGAAGUUUCAAACUAAGCAAUCGCUUCCUUUUGAUCUGUUGUGUGAUCCUGGGAGAGUCUUAAUCGGCCAUUUGGGUGCCAAGAAGACUGCUCAGUCGGGGACUCUGAGAUCUCACUGGGUUUUCUUCGAUGGUAAAUUGAAGUAUAAGAGAGUAAAAGUCUCGCCAGAAGUGAGCAUUCAGGAUGGUAAGAAAGAGGUAUUAGAGUUAGCGGCCAGCCUCCAGAACGAGUGA
Messenger RNA from Torulaspora delbrueckii, 1065 nucleotides. RefSeq names its product thioredoxin peroxidase DOT5 (gene DOT5). The record is from RefSeq and is a predicted model, not a curated record. Gene Ontology annotation, biological process: cell redox homeostasis; cellular response to oxidative stress. Gene Ontology annotation, molecular function: thioredoxin peroxidase activity. Gene Ontology annotation, cellular component: cytoplasm. Lineage: Eukaryota; Fungi; Ascomycota; Saccharomycetes; Saccharomycetales; Saccharomycetaceae. The transcript has a single exon. The coding region runs from base 1 to 1065 and encodes 354 amino acids.